UAGCAGUGUCUUUAUAUGCAUGUGAUUGGAUUAGUUGUGCAUCUUCAUUACUUCUGCAAGCCAGAGACGCUAAUCUCGCUGACGGAAAAGAGCCGAAUGAACGGCUAGCGGUGGGCGGAGUCACAGCUUACAAAUACUGGCCCUGAAACCCAGCAUCCACUCCCUCUUUAACUGAACACACAACAUUAGCUGCAUCUGAACACAGACGGCAGACAGAAUGAGUCCCAAACACGUCAUCUACAAGAAACUCUCCAGAGACAAGUCUGUGGGCGUUUACAUGGGGAAGCGGGAUUUCGUGGAUCACUGUGAGUUUGUUGAUCCUGUCGAUGGUGUUGUGCUGAUCGACCCCGAGCAGGUGAAAGGAAAGAAAGUCUAUGUCAUGCUGUCCUGUAUGUUCCGGUACGGUUGGGAUGAUAUGGAUGUGUUGGGGAUGGCGUUUCGCAGGGAUAUCUUCCUGAGCUCUCCACAGGUCUAUCCUCCUCUGCAGGACAAGGAACGCAGCAUUCAUACCAAAGUACAGGAGAAGAUCCUGCGCAAACUCAGAGACAACGCAUACCCCUUCUUCUUUGAGUUUCCAGAUAACCUGCCAUGUUCAGUGUGUCUGCAGCCGGGGCCCACAGAUGUAGGAAAGCGUUGUGCAGUGGAGUUUGAGGUGAAGGCCUUCUGUGCAGAAAAUCAAGAUGAAAAAGCCCAAAAGAGGAGCUCGUUCCGGUUGGCCAUCAGAAAGAUCCAGUACGCUCUAGAUAAAGGAGGCGCAGCUCCAUCGGCCGAAACCACCUGUGAGUUCAUCAUGUCUGAUAAACCGCUGCACAUGCGGGUCAGUCUGGAGAAAGAGACGUAUUACCAUGGAGAGGAGAUCAACAUCAGCGUGGACAUCGACAACAGCUCCAACAGGAACGUGAAGGACUUGGCAGUCUCAGUGGAGCAGGUCACUAAUGUGGUGCUUUACUCUAACGACAAGUACGUCAAAACUGUGGCCUAUGAGGAAACCACGGACACUGUGCCGUCUGGUACGAGUCUGAAGAAGGUUUACACACUCUGUCCUCUACUGGACAAUAACCGUGAGAGACUGGGACUCGCUCUGGAUGGAAAACUAAAGAAUGAGGACACUAACCUGGCCUCCUCCAGCAUUGUAAAGGACGAAGUUCUGAAGGAGAUUCUGGGCAUGUUGGUGGCCUAUAGGGUGGUGGUGAAAAGUAAUGCAGCCGGCAUCGUUGGAUCCAGUGAAGUUGCCGUGGAGGUUCCCUUCAAACUCAUGCAUCCCAAACCUGAUCCUGAGAGUGAAGACACAACUGACCUGGUGUUCGAGGAGUUUAAACGCUCCUAUCUGAAAGGAGUCAUCGGCGACGAUGACGAAUCUCCGGCUGAGCCUUGAGAGCCUUCUCCAUGGAAAGUGCUCACAGACGACACGUAUAAGUGUUUUGUGUAGGCAGACUUGUGCGUUUAAAGAUUCGUAAGCAUUUAUGGAUGCAUCUUAAAGGGUUAGUACACCCAAA
This is a messenger RNA of Sinocyclocheilus anshuiensis, 1496 nucleotides long. Its product is annotated as S-arrestin-like. The transcript is spliced from 16 exons. Gene Ontology annotation, biological process: G protein-coupled receptor internalization; signal transduction. NCBI's taxonomy places the organism in Eukaryota, Metazoa, Chordata, Actinopteri, Cypriniformes, Cyprinidae. Gene Ontology annotation, molecular function: G protein-coupled receptor binding. Gene Ontology annotation, cellular component: photoreceptor outer segment; photoreceptor inner segment. The coding region runs from base 218 to 1375 and encodes 385 amino acids. The record is from RefSeq and is a predicted model, not a curated record.